Messenger RNA from Pangasianodon hypophthalmus (striped catfish), 796 nucleotides. RefSeq names its product transmembrane protein 220 (gene tmem220). Bases 96 to 599 code for a protein of 167 amino acids. The transcript has 6 exons. NCBI's taxonomy places the organism in Eukaryota, Metazoa, Chordata, Actinopteri, Siluriformes, Pangasiidae. The record is from RefSeq and is a predicted model, not a curated record.
GUAAAGCUCCCAGGUUCAUGAACUUCGCUCUGUGUGUUUAUGAGCUGUGGAGAAUUUGUUCCUUUGAGUUUUUUUAUGUUUGAUGAACUUGUGAAAUGGCGAAUGAGAAGAUGGUGCAGUUUAAUCUGACUUUAUGGAGAAUCUGUAACUUUAUAAUGUCGGGGUUUUUCUCUUUAGCUGCUUAUGUGCAGAUAAACGACCCAGACGCCGGCCUGUGGAUGGUCAGCUACGCUAUUCCUGCAGGCCUCUGCUUUUUAAUCAGCUAUCGGCCACAAAUAACAGAGACACUGGCAUGGAGGAGAGUCGCUGAUCUGCAUGUGAUGAUGGCGACGGCGUUCGGUGCUCUGCUGGGCUGGAGUCUGUAUAAACACGGGGUCACACACAUCUUCCACCAGGAGGAGGGCAGAGAGUUUAGUGGCCUGAUGCUGAUGGUGAUAUGGCUGCUCAUGUGUCGACACUCGGGACGCGGUGCUGUUGGAGCUCUGAGACUGUGCACAGCCGUGGCCAUCACCGCCUUCCCCAUCAUCACCUGGAUCUAUUACUACAUCCACAAAGAGCUGAGAGCCGACUGGCCGUCACACUGCACCUCCACGCUGUAACACAACCGCACUGAUUCCCACACUGUUCAGCACCAAACCCUGAGCACACACUGACACACUGUUUACUGAGCGGCCAGCUUCCCCCGUCACGCGUCCGCAGUGAAGCUGGGAAGGAAAUGAUGGUGUAUGCUGAAGGAAAUGAAGAUUAUAUAUUUUGUUAAACAAGCAAAUAAAACAAAACCCCUUUUCUAUCUUUA